Ascoidea rubescens DSM 1968 is the source of this 2106-nucleotide messenger RNA. RefSeq names its product leucine-rich repeat domain-containing protein. NCBI's taxonomy places the organism in Eukaryota, Fungi, Ascomycota, Saccharomycetes, Ascoideales, Ascoideaceae. The record is from RefSeq and is a predicted model, not a curated record. The coding region runs from base 1 to 2106 and encodes 701 amino acids. The transcript is spliced from 2 exons. Gene Ontology annotation, molecular function: protein binding.
AUGCGUUUUUGCGCCUUGUCCAACAUAAAUCAUCUUGCCUGGUUUGCUCGACUCAAACUAUUUAAUAAUCUUAUCAUCGAAUACAACGACAGCACUGAUGCCAGCAAUAAUCGAAACAACAUUUCCAAGAAUAAUUCCUUUUUCAUUGUAAACAGUAUUAGGCAGAAUUCGAAAACCUCUGGUCUUGAUGCUUUCAGGCUAUCCUUUUCUGACUUGGCUAGUUUUACUACUUUUCACAAUAUCCAGGUUAACAAACUAUCUCUUGAUUUUUUCUUUAUUGGCUCAUCUAAACUAAAUGAAUUUUUCAAUAACACUUCAAUUAUCAGAAAGAUUAAUUUUAUUUCCUCAAUUAAUGAUUUAUCUGUCUUCAAUUUUUUGAGACUAAAGGAUCCCAAUGAUAGCAUAAAACUCGAUAACAACAUGAUAAUAAAGUUUGUUCAUUUGUUUUUAGGAAACACGAUAUCGAUUAAAAAUCUUUUGGCCUACAAUUGUAUACGUAACAUUGAUGACUUAAAAUUGCUUAAUUUAAACAAUCUCACGACAUUAUGUUUAAGUGGUAACAAUUUGGAAUCAAUUGAAAUGGAUAACUAUAAUGGUUUAUUUAAUAAUAACUUGAGAACUUUAAAUUUGGCUUCCAAUAAAUUGAAAAAAAUUAAGAAUUUGAAUGAUUUUUUGAAUUUGACUGAAUUGAAUUUAGGUUAUAAUUAUGAUUUAUUUGAUAUUGAUGAUUCAAUUUUAAAAUUGAAAAACCUAAGAGUUUUAAAAAUUUCAAAUAAUAAACUAACUACAUUUCCCAAUCAAAUUUCGCAUUUAAGUACUUUAGAAGAAUUAAAUUUAGCGACAACUCAGAUUGUUGAUUUUGCAAAUUGUUUUGAUAAGUUGGUCAAUUUAAAAUCUUUAAAUCUAUCUGGUAAUUACAAGAUUAUUGAUCUUCCAGUGAGUUGUUUUAAAAAUUUAUACAGUUUAACCUAUUUAAAUUUGGGGUUUUCAAGAAUUGGUAAUUUAAUUGAAAAUGGCCAGUCUUGUUUACUUUAUUUAAAAGACUCUUUAAAAAAUUUGGAAUUAGGUAGCACCAAUAUCACUUGUAUUGGUCAAGCAUUAAAUCAAUUGAAAAACCUAGAAUAUUUAAAUCUUUAUAAUAACAAAAUAAGGAAAAUUGAAAAUUUAUCAAAUUUAUCAAAUUUAAGAAAACUUAAUUUAUCAUACAAUUAUUUAACCCAGAUUGAAAAUUUACCAGACAAUGAAAAUCUAGCUUAUUUAGAUCUUCAUUAUAAUACUAUUAAUGCUAUUAAGAACUUGAAUAAUUGUCCAGCUUUAAAAGAACUUGAUUUGAGUCAAAACGUAAUACGAAGAAUUUCAAACAUCAAUAAAUUGAAUAAACUCAAAGUUUUGAAAUUGAAUUCAAAUCAUAUUACCGAAUUCGAUUUAAAUUGUUUUGAAAAUCUUUCUAGUUUAAAAAACUUGAACCUAUCUUAUAAUAAAAUAAGUAAAAUCACCAACUUAAAUGAUAUCAAUAUACCCUCAAUAAAAAAUUUAAAUUUAUUUUACAAUAAAUUGAAAGAUUUCAACAUCAGCGGUUUUAAUAACUUGGAGACUUUAAAUCUAUCAUUUAACAAAUUUAAAUCGUUAAACUCAAUUGUUAUUCAUAGAAAACUAAAAGAUUUAAUAUUGUCAAAUAACUUAAUUUCAAAGAUCGAGUUCAAUCAUCAGUCAUUAUGUGAGUUGAGUAAAACCAAUAAUUUAAAACGAUUGAAUCUCUCGAAUAAUGCAUUAUCAAAAAUUGAGAACCUUGAAUUGCUAAGUAACUUGCAAAGUUUAGUGUUGUCUUAUAAUCAAAUUGCCAAGAUAGAAAACCUACCAGCUAAUUUAAACAGAUUGGAACAUCUUUUCUUAUCGCAUAACAACAUUCAAGUAAUUGAAGGACUAGAAAACUUGGAAAAGCUUAAGAAAUUGCAUUUGAAUUUCAAUAAAAUCAGUAAAAUGGAAAAUCUUUCCUGCUUGAAACAUUUGCAGGAGCUCGAGUUGUCCGACAACAAUGUGAUGGAGCAGUAUAACUUGGACAGCGAGUCGCCAUACAUCCUAGUGGCGAAAGAUACCUUCGCAUAG